AUGCCGCUUGACACUAUAUAUCUCACUCGUCAUGGGCACCGUCUCAAUUGGACCAUUGAUGUCCGCACUGGAAUCUACAAGUCACAAUUUCCAACGCCAACAGGGAAUCCCGCAGACCCGGCGCUGACAUCCUAUGGUAUACGCCAAUCUCAUGAACUGGCUACACAUAUUGGCAGCCCGGGAUUCCACCCAAAGCCCUUUCGAGUCUACUCCAGCCCGUUUUAUCGGUGCUUGCAGACAAUCCAGCCGUCCGUUGAAGAGCUAAAGAAACAAAGCCAAGGACAUGCAGAUAGUGAGACAGGCCUAGGCGCUAUUGAUCCAGCUUCGAAUUUCGAAGUUCGGAUUGAGAAUGGCAUUGGAGAGUGGUUCGGCCCAACAACCUUCUUUGAACACCCGCCUCAUCCAACCCCCGAAACAAUGCAGCAGCACUUCCCGUCCAUUGUCCCACAAAAUCCCCUAAGCAUCUACAGCCCCAUCCUCCACCCCUCUCGACAGGGUGAGACGAUUCUUCAACUCCACAACCGCCUCGCAACGGCAUUAGCUGGUAUAAUCGCGGAUCUAGACGCUGAGAUCACCGCCCUGGAGUCAAACACCCCAUCGGAGCAACGAACUAGUAAAUCGGUACUGAUCUGCUCACAUGCCGCACCACUUAUUGCGAUGGGUCGUGUAUUGACGGGCCGAAUGCCAGAGGAUCCGUCCGAGGAGGACUUCUUCGUGUUCACGUCUGGGCUGAGCACAUUUCGGCGGCGUACCCUUGACGCUGGGAAUCAUGUAAAACGCAAGAGUUCUCCGGAUGAUCUAGCUGAAGGGACGGAACUUUUUCGUGCUAGAGGUGUACCUGAGUGGAUGGAUAGUGGUGUUGGAGGUGGAUGGGAUUGUGUGAAAAAUGGGGAUUGUAGCUUUUUGAGUGGUGGUGCUGAGCGGGGAUGGCACUUCAAUGGAGAGGAGUCUUUCGAUACUGGUCCUAUGGCACCGGUCUCGGGGUUACCUGCGACGAAACUCUGA
Molecule: messenger RNA, 1005 nt
Organism: Penicillium odoratum
Lineage: Eukaryota; Fungi; Ascomycota; Eurotiomycetes; Eurotiales; Aspergillaceae
Exons: 4
Coding region: 1-1005 (334 amino acids)
Source: RefSeq, a predicted model, not a curated record